Messenger RNA from Leguminivora glycinivorella, 777 nucleotides. RefSeq names its product chymotrypsin-1-like. Gene Ontology annotation, molecular function: serine-type endopeptidase activity. The record is from RefSeq and is a predicted model, not a curated record. The transcript has 3 exons. The coding region runs from base 1 to 777 and encodes 258 amino acids. Gene Ontology annotation, biological process: proteolysis. NCBI's taxonomy places the organism in Eukaryota, Metazoa, Arthropoda, Insecta, Lepidoptera, Tortricidae.
AUGGCAGUAAGACUGUUAUUUAUGAUUUGCGGGUUGAAAUUUGUAAUCGGGAAACAAGAAGGUUUUAUAGUCGGUGGUGAAUUUGUUAAUUCUGUUAACAAUUUCCCUCAUGUUGCUGCUUUAGUGAUGUCUGAAGAAGAUUCAGAAGAAACCCUUUGUGGGUCAUCGAUACUGAACCAAAAGAUUUUGUUAACUGCUGCCCACUGUCUUAUAACCGCAGUGAACAUUACAGCACAUGCGGGAACGUUAGAUAAGUACAAGGGAAAUAUACAUCGCGUAGACCGCGUGAAGGUGCACAAACAGUAUGAUGACUUUACUGUAGCUAAUGAUAUAGGCUUAGUUAGACUGAAGAAACCUUUGUCACUCGGAAAGACCAUGAAGAAAGUGAUAUUAAUGAAGAAACCGCCAAAAGUAAAAAUGGCUGAAGUGGCUGGUUGGGGCUUAACAAACAUACAGACAGGGGUAUUUCCAAGACUACUUAAGUACACAACACAAAAGUUGUGGACCCAUAAACAGUGCAAAAAAGUUAUGAAAUUCCCCGAGGUUCCCGACUUCCGGUUACCCAAUGGAAAGUUUUGCGGUGGUGAGAUGAAUGCCCGAGGAAAUUACCCUUCCUUUGGUGAUUCCGGCAGUGGUCUCAUGGUUAGCAAAAAUAUAAUUAUCGGGAUAGUAUCCUGCUCUGCCCCCACAAUAUCGCAAUCCUUGAUGAUGUACACGGACGUACCAUACUACUACAAGUGGAUUAAGGUCGAAUCGAGAAGAUUAGCAUGCUCUUAG